AUGGCGCAUUUGACGACGGCGAAGCCCAGCCGGAGCGACGAGAUUUUGAGUAUCGAGGAGCAACUGAGGAUCGCUGAUGAGAUCAGAGCCCAAUUCGAUGCCUUGCAACCCCGGCGACCCAUCAAACCCAACAGAAGCGAACCCGAACCGCAACACCCCGUUCAUCACGCCCUCUCUGACAUCAACAUUCCUGAGCUUCACAAGUUUCAAUCCCUUCAAUCUCGCUCUCAGGAUACAAUUUCAUCGGCGAGGGAGGUGGAUGCACAGGAUGAGUUUGUGGAGACGCAGUACUACAAAGAAUUGGCGUCCAUUGACAAACAGCAUCACACGACAGGGACUGGGUUCAUAAAGGCUGUAACAGAAGGCAUGGAAGGUGGGUAUAAGGUUGAGUUGCCCGUUAUCAUUAGCCAUGUUAAUCUAGCUGAAACAGAAACCCAACGCAGAGGAUUUAAAAGCAACCCUGCCACCAAUGAAUGGGUUCCUACCUUUGAUGAAUAUCAGGUUUUUGUCUCCUCAAAGCCUAAUAGAAGCGAGUGUACCUGA
Sphenostylis stenocarpa is the source of this 543-nucleotide messenger RNA. Lineage: Eukaryota; Viridiplantae; Streptophyta; Magnoliopsida; Fabales; Fabaceae. The record is from the annotation of a GenBank genome assembly.